CGACCCACUUUCCGCACCUCCCGCCUGACGCAGAUGCACGCCUCCGGCUCCAGCUCGUCGCCCAUCCACGCGGCCUCGCUCGUCGACCCCGCCACACACUCGCCUGCUGUUAUGCAGCUCAUCGAUAUACGACUGACAAAGCCCGUCGUCGAAUACCUCAUCGAAUCUGUAGUCGAGACGGUCGACUUCGCGAUGGGCCGCGCCUCCACACCAAGGGGCCGGAGCUCGUCGCGCUACAUCACCUCUUUCACCACCUUCGUCGAUAACGUCCUGACUAGGGCUGAGGUCACCCCCGCCACCGUCCUCGCCGCGCUCGUCUACAUCUCCCGUGCCCGCCCCCAUCUGUCCAUCGCCCUCGAGGAGUGGGCGCUCGAGCGUGUUUUCCUGGGCGCGCUUAUCGUCGCUUCCAAAUACACAAACGACUCGACGCUGAAGAACAUCCACUGGGCCCUAUGCACGGGCGUCUUCGGCAAGCGCGAUGUGGGGCGGAUAGAGCGCGAGAUGCUCGAGGUGCUCAACUGGGAGCUGGCCAUCAAGGAGGCCGACCUCCUCGCACACCAUUCCGCCUUGACGGCCGUCGCCUUCCCCGCCAAACAUAUCCCCACUUCCUUUGUCCGCACACACACCCGCCACGCCCCGUCUGUGUCCGUCCCCGAGCUUGCCCCGAGCUCCCCGGGCUCGUCCUUCGGCUCGUUCUCCCCGCCGACCCCCAUCCACGUGCCGCGCGAUGUGCCCGUGGACGUUGCGCCUUCGCAGCCGAAGGGCAGGUUCAACGACCUCAUCCGCGCCUUCCCAAUACCGAUUCCUAUCCGCCACCGCCCACACCAUCCCCGCAUACACGUCGCCUAA
Messenger RNA from Mycena indigotica, 849 nucleotides. RefSeq names its product Cyclin N-terminal domain-containing protein. NCBI's taxonomy places the organism in Eukaryota, Fungi, Basidiomycota, Agaricomycetes, Agaricales, Mycenaceae. The coding region runs from base 34 to 849 and encodes 271 amino acids. Gene Ontology annotation, cellular component: nucleus; cyclin-dependent protein kinase holoenzyme complex. Gene Ontology annotation, molecular function: cyclin-dependent protein serine/threonine kinase regulator activity; protein kinase binding. Gene Ontology annotation, biological process: regulation of cyclin-dependent protein serine/threonine kinase activity. The transcript is spliced from 2 exons. The record is from RefSeq and is a predicted model, not a curated record.